AUGGUGCAUCUAAAUGGCGUAGUUGAUGAGUCUUGGAUUCCGGUCAACUUUGCCAUUGGGCCAGCACCAGAAAUCUCCGCCUCGUCGACGAUUGCAACUCCCACUGCCACUUCGUCUGCCAGUCCUAGCGCCUCCGCGACUAGCAAUGUUGAUCCGGGCGGAGUCUGCGGCGGAACAGCCCUGACGGAUUGCUAUGGAGCCGACGACGGUAGCUGUUGCAGUCAAUAUGGGUACUGUGGCUCGGGUCCGGCAUACUGUGGUAUAGGAUGCCAGCCGGGCUUUGGCACAUGCGAU
Molecule: messenger RNA, 294 nt
Organism: Sphaerulina musiva SO2202
Lineage: Eukaryota; Fungi; Ascomycota; Dothideomycetes; Mycosphaerellales; Mycosphaerellaceae
Product: carbohydrate-binding module family 18 protein
Exons: 1
Molecular function (GO): chitin binding
Source: RefSeq, a predicted model, not a curated record